Lepus europaeus (European hare) is the source of this 795-nucleotide messenger RNA. RefSeq names its product PRAME family member 12-like. The transcript has 6 exons. The record is from RefSeq and is a predicted model, not a curated record. Gene Ontology annotation, cellular component: cytoplasm. The coding region runs from base 1 to 795 and encodes 264 amino acids. Lineage: Eukaryota; Metazoa; Chordata; Mammalia; Lagomorpha; Leporidae.
AUGCCCUCUGUGGUCCAGGCCUGGCCCCUGGCCUGCCUCCCUGUGGGGGCCCUGAUGGAGACCCCUUGCUUGUCGACCUUAAUGACUGCCUUGGAUGGACCUGAAGCGCUGCUUACCCAGAAGGUUUCUCCCGGGUCCUUCCAGGUGCUCGUAGAAGUGGGGUCCCAGCAGGCCAAGAGUCAGAGAGAAGCGGUGCAGGAUGGGCCAAGGACAAGGGCUCGGCAGCCCUUGAAGGUGGUUCUAGACCUGGUCUUCGAGGGUAAAACCCUGGACAGACUCCUCCCCUGCCUGUCUGAAAAUCUUGUGGCCGAAUUCACCUCUCAGUUCCACACGCUGCACCACCUUCAAGAGCUGUACAUGGACUCUGUCCCCUUCCUCGAAGGCCACCUGGCUCAGGUGCCUGAGCGCCCCCUGGAGGCUCUGUCCAUAACCAGCUGCAUCCUAUCAGAAGCAGAUCUCAUGAAUUUGUCCCUGUGCCCGAACAUCUUUGAGCUGAGACACCUGUACCUGAGCCGCGUCCCGCUGACCAGCCUCCGUCCCGAGUCCCUCCGAGUGCUGCUGGAGAACGUGGCGGCCACCCUCAAGACCCUGGACUUGCUGGACUGUGAGAUCACCGACGCCCAGCUCAAUGCCCUCCUGCCUGCCCUGAGCCACUGCUCCCAGCUCGCCAAGCUCAGCUGCCUGGGGGAUGACCUCUCCAUGGCUGUGCUGGAGAACCUGCUGCGCCACACCACACAGUUGGACACGUUGCCCCCGGAGCUUUAUCCAUCCCUCCAGAGAUGCACGGCGCCCUGA